This is a messenger RNA of Gossypium arboreum, 3216 nucleotides long. Its product is annotated as TORTIFOLIA1-like protein 3. Gene Ontology annotation, cellular component: microtubule. NCBI's taxonomy places the organism in Eukaryota, Viridiplantae, Streptophyta, Magnoliopsida, Malvales, Malvaceae. Gene Ontology annotation, molecular function: microtubule binding. The record is from RefSeq and is a predicted model, not a curated record. The transcript has 4 exons. Bases 182 to 1966 code for a protein of 594 amino acids.
AUACAUAGUACAAGGACUUUUUGUCAGAAUUUGACCCUUUUAUUACUUUCUUUUAACGACUCUCCUUCUUCACCUUAAAUUAUAAAGGCCUGAAUGGAUCUUGGAGAUUUCCCACCACUGGGGAGCCGCCCAAUGAUACCGUCGGCUGCUCCGCCGUUGCCAUAAAAUUAGUAAAAGAGUAAUGGCGCAACCUUUUAAACUAAAAGUUAACACCCUCCUAAACAAGCUCGGCGAUCGAGACACCUUCUCUCUCGCAGCUGCUGAGCUCGACUCCAUUGCUAGAAACCUUGAUGCCACAUCACUUCCGACUUUCAUUUCCUGUAUUCUUGCGGUCGAUUCCUCCGAUAAAAGCGGAGUGCGAAAGCAAUGCGUGAAGCUCAUUUCUGUUUUGGCUGUUACUUAUCCGAAUUCUCUCCCUCAUUUCCUCCCUAAAAUCCUCUCUAGCCUCCUCCGUCGCCUGCGGGACCCCAAUUCCGUUGUCCGUUCCGCCUGCGUCGACGCCGUCUCAGCUCUCUCCGUUAACCUCACCAAGUGCAACUUCUCAUCUUCGUUUUUGAAGCCUUUGAGCGAUGCGCUUUUCACAGAGCAAGAACCGAACGCGCAGAUCGGGGCGGCAUUGUGUUUGGCGGCGGCGAUCGAUGGAUCACCGGAUCCAGAUCCAGUUAGGCUGGGGAAGAUGUUAACGAAGCUGGAGAAACUCGUGAAAGUUGAAGGUUAUAAGGCUAAGGCGGCAGUUUUGGUGGUUAUCGGGAGUGUGAUCGGAUCGGGUGGGGCGUCAAAUUUGGGUGAUGAGAUGAUGAAAGCAUUGGUGGGGUGCUUGAUUGGGUUCUUGAGUAGUCAUGAUUGGGCAGCGAGAAAGGGAGCGGCAGAGGCGCUUGGGAGGUUAGCGGUGGUUGAGAGAGAUUCAUUGGCUGAGCUCAAAGCUGGUUGCAUGAAAGUCUUCGAGGCUAGAAGAUUUGAUAAGGUAAAGGCCGCCAGGGAGGUUAUGAGUCAGAUGUUGGAGGCGUGGAAGCAGGUUCCGGAUGUUUCAGAAGAGGCGUCUCCACCGCCUCGAUCACAGGCUUCUUCGAGAGAGAAUGCAAGUGAUGGAUGCGGUCCGCCUGGUGCCAAAAUUUCAUCUAAUUCGGAUAUCGCUGUUAAGAAGCCUACUUCAACAAAAAGGUCAACUUCACCUGAUAGUUCCUUUGCAACCCCAGGGAGGAAGAGAAGUCCUUUAAAGCCAACCACUCAAGAAACGAAUGGCAAGAAGCCCCUAGACCGGAGGGUUGAUAUUGCUUCUCCUCUUGCUGCUACUCUGCCAAGGGCUCGUGAGAAUGGUUUUAAGGAGAGGAGGAAUAAUGAGAAUGCGAGAUCUGCAAAGUCUGAAAUAAGGCGGUCCCUUUUCAGUAAUAAGAAUUCCGAUGACAAGACGCACAAAAUCAGUGGUUCAAAGUCUGGCUCUCGUGUUGCUCCUUGUCAAGAGGAAAUCCCAGAAUCCACUGUUAUGGUUAGUACUGCCUCUGAAAAUCUCAGCUCAAACCACAAGGACUGCGAGGAUUUAUCUUUGAUCCGCACCCAACUGGUUCAGAUAGAAAAGCAGCAAUCUAGCCUACUAGAUCUUCUACAGAGAUUCAUAUGUAGCUCACAGAAUGGGAUGAAUUCACUGGAGACACGUGUGCAUGGUCUAGAAUUGGCUUUGGAUGAGAUCUCGUAUGACUUGGCUGUAUCAACUGGAAGGAUGUCUACUUCCAGCCGGACCACUUGUUGCCUACUACCUGCUGCAGGUUUUCUGAGAUCCAAGUUCUGGAGGAAAACAGGGAUGAACACAAAUGGUACCUCUACGUUUUCUACAUCCAGUUGCACCCCAUCCGCUGCUGCCACACAUUAUAGAGCUUAUAGAAAUUGCAAUGAAACAUUUGAGAACCAUAGGUUACGACUUCAAGGAGGUGGUGGAUUUAUUACGAAUCCAUUGGCAGAAAUUCAGUGACCACCAGAAGCUGCAGGUAUUGGACAUUGCAUUUUACCUUUUGUCUUUUAGUCCCAUUUUCAUUUAGACCUGAUAAAAUGUCAAUAGAUUCUACCUCUUUUUUCAGUACAACAACUAUUUGAUAUGUUCCUUCAAAUUCAUGCUUUCAGUUUCAGUUACAGGAGCACCUUCUCUAAUUUAUUUAGCUACCCAGUAAUCAACCUUGUAUUCUCAUGAGCUUACAUUUUUCAUGCAUCAGGCAUCAUAGCCCGUCUAUGUUUUUUUAUCAGUAGUAAGGCAUUUGACAUAUUCUUUUUCUUUCUCGACAUUUAUGGUUAAGGUUCGAUUUUCUCUUUUAACAAGGCUUCUGAGUUGCAUUCUAACUGAGUCCUUGUAGGCUUGCUGCAUGACUGGGACUUGGAAGUCACUCAAAUUUCAGUCAAUUGUGACAACAAAUAUGAUGAUCAACUUAUAUAUAUAUAUAUAUGCUCUAUUACGAAGUAGUCUAUAGCAAAUUGCUUACCGGAGUUCUUAUGCAGUUCGUUUUAAAUUUACCUCACACAAUCUACCGUCUUGCGUCCUCCAGAGAGAUCACAAGAAACGGUAUCAUCUAUUAAUAUACUCAUUUAUAGUUUAGGCCCCCAUUUUAUCCCCCCUUUUUCUUUUUCUUUUUUUCUAAGAUGUUGAGGCAUAUGAAGAGUGGAGAUAGAUGGGCUAAACCACCUGAUUUUCUCCAGCCUGUAAUAGAGUGUGAAAAUGUGUAUAGCUUUUCUCUAAUGUUUUUUGGAGCACUAUUUUUCUUCAUAUGGUAAAUUCUUUCUUUUCUUUACAGAUAAUCUGAAAUUGCAAUCAUGAUAAGUUGACAUAGAUGAUGAGCAUCCUUAUACAGGGAAAGUUAGUUGUUUAAUAAUGAUGGAGGGGUCUGAUUUAAGUUAAUGCAAACAAGAAAAAUGCUAAUUUGACCUAACCCUUUGUCCUACAUUACAUAAAAAGGUUCCUUAUUGCUAUUGGUAUACUAUUAUAAUGAAUUUGCUUGCAGAUUUGCGUUGUAUAAACCACACCAGAAAUAACUUUGUGAUGGUGGGCAUGAUUAUUGUAUCUUGUUAUUUUAUUUUUAUUGUCUUUUUGCGUGUGUAUAUGUGUCAAAAACUUGAUCAUGUGUGAUGUAUUCAUCUUGCUUAAAAGUGUUGUAACGUAUUUAUUUGAUUGUUUUCAUGUUUAUUAAACAUGUCUGGAAAAUAAAAGUUUGUAGGGGUAAAGUAAUUAAUCAA